This is a messenger RNA of Fragaria vesca subsp. vesca, 2007 nucleotides long. RefSeq names its product NADP-dependent glyceraldehyde-3-phosphate dehydrogenase-like. The coding region runs from base 182 to 1672 and encodes 496 amino acids. Lineage: Eukaryota; Viridiplantae; Streptophyta; Magnoliopsida; Rosales; Rosaceae. Gene Ontology annotation, molecular function: lactaldehyde dehydrogenase (NAD+) activity. The record is from RefSeq and is a predicted model, not a curated record. The transcript is spliced from 9 exons.
ACAAACCAAAACCCAAACUACACCAAAAAUAAAUACCACCACACACUCAGUCCUCACUCCUCACCUUCACUAUCUCUCUAUAAUUUGACUUGUAAAGCUCAAUUCUUAUAGUUCUGAUCAAGCCUCAAGCAUUUCAAGAGUUCAGUUUUCCUUUGGUUUCUUAAAUCUUUGACAAAGAAAUAUGGCUGGAACUGGUUUGUUUACAGAGAUACUGGAUGGAGAAGCUUACAAGUACUACUCUGAUGGAGAAUGGAAGAAAUCAUCUUCUGGUAAACUUGUUCCCAUCAUCAACCCAACUACAAGAAAGGUUCACUACAAGGUUCAAGCUUGUACACAAGAAGAGGUUAACAAGGUUAUGGAAUCAUCAAAAACUGCACAGAAAUUAUGGGCCAAGACUCCACUUUGGAAAAGAGCAGAGCUACUUCACAAGGCUGCUUCUAUCCUCAAAGAGCACAAAGCUCCAAUUGCAGAGUGCUUGGUUAAAGAAAUUGCUAAGCCUGCUAAAGAUGCUGUUACAGAGGUUGUGAGGUCUGGAGAUUUGAUCUCUUACACUGCUGAAGAAGGGGUCAGGAUUCUUGGUGAAGGGAAGUUCUUGAUGUCUGAUAGUUUUCCUGGAAAUGAAAGAACCAAGUACUGCCUGACUUCCAAGAUUCCACUUGGUGUGGUUCUAGCCAUUCCUCCUUUUAACUAUCCUGUCAACCUUGCCGUCUCAAAAAUUGCUCCUGCACUGAUUGCUGGAAACUCUCUUGUGCUCAAACCCCCAACUCAGGGUGCUGUUUCUGCCCUUCAUAUGGUACAUUGUUUCCACUUGGCUGGUUUUCCCAAAGGCCUUAUUAGCUGUGUCACUGGAAAAGGUUCUGAGAUAGGUGACUUCCUUACCAUGCAUCCUGGAGUCAAUUGUAUUAGCUUCACUGGUGGUGACACUGGUGUUGCCAUUUCAAAGAAGGCAGGCAUGAUCCCUCUUCAGAUGGAGUUGGGAGGUAAAGAUGCCUGCAUUGUUCUUGAAGAUGCUGACCUUGAUUUGGUGGCCGCAAACAUAAUAAAAGGAGGUUUUUCCUACAGUGGUCAGAGAUGUACUGCUGUCAAGGUUGUGCUGGUAAUGGAAUCUGUUGCGGAUCCCCUGGUGGAGAAAGUGAAGGCCAAGGUGGCAAAGUUAACUGUCGGGCCACCCGAGGAGGACUGUGACAUCACUCCAGUUGUGUCGGAAUCAUCUGCAAACUAUAUUGAAGGGUUGGUUAUGGAUGCAAAACAGAAAGAAGCAACAUUUUGCCAGGAAUACAAAAGAGAAGGGAACCUUAUCUGGCCUUUGUUGUUAGAUAAUGUCAGACCUGAUAUGAGAAUUGCUUGGGAAGAGCCAUUCGGUCCGGUUUUGCCAGUCAUUAGGAUUAGUACCAUUGAAGAAGGUAUCCACCACUGCAAUGCUAGCAAUUUCGGACUACAGGGCUGUGUGUUCACCAAAGACAUCAACAAGGCAAUGUUGAUCAGUGAUGCAAUGGAGACAGGAACAGUUCAGAUAAACUCGGCGCCUGCUCGCGGUCCAGAUCACUUUCCAUUUCAGGGUAUAAAGGACAGUGGAAUUGGGUCACAGGGAAUCACCAACAGCAUCAACAUGAUGACCAAGAUCAAGACCACUGUAAUCAACUUACCAACCCCUUCUUACACCAUGGGUUAGUAAGUUGUGUUAAAUAAAGAAAGAAUCAUAGUAUUCAGAGCGAGCUAGCUAAUUAAUAAUUUCAUUUAGCAGACCGAUUAGUAAACUGUCUAAGUGUGAAUUUUAGGCUGCAGACUGUAACAUAUUACGAUCUUCUACGACGUAAUGGAGUUGAUGAGAAAGAUGAAUAACUGGGAUAUUCUUUCCAAACCGCAAGCUGUAUCAUGUGUAUUUAGCUCAUGUCAUAGCUCUUGCAAGAAUUUGAGGCUUCUUUUCUGUACUAAAUAGCUUUGUAUGUUACCCAACUAUUUUGAAACAUCUUAAUAAGAAGUUGUGCUACUAUGCCAAGUUUUGAA